AUGGAGGCUGUAACGGUACUUUGGCGCCGUCUUGCGAAGCUGCUCCUCAAGAUUUCAUCGAUUCUGAAGCGACAAUCGAAGCUGUCAAUGGAUGAGAUUAAUGAUCUGAAGCAAAGCGCCGUUGCAUAUGGUGAAGAAUGGGUGUCAAUGAUUCCAGGCAAGGAUUCUCUUUUCAACAAGCUGCAUACUUUAAUUGCUCACUUGACUGUCUUUGCCGAAGAGCAUGGAACUAUUGGACUUGUGAAUGAGGAGAGCUUUGAAGCAACCCACCCAAGAGCUCAAACCAUUAGCACCCAUUUGAGAAGUAUGAUUGCAGCAGAAGGCAAGGUUCAAAAGACAGUGCAGCGCUUUUCGCUUGACCUGAACAGCGAGUACCAGGCCACACGAACUGCUCUGCAAGAUGGCCGGAAGACGGGAGCUCGCAACCUGCGGAAUUCCGACAAAUACAACGUUACUCAUCUUUCACGACGACAUGACACGGCACCAAUCUACAAUCCUCCUCACUGCCAGGACAAUGUGCUGCCUGAUGGUCUCAUUCAUGUUGACACAAACCAAGCCAUUGUCAAGCAAGAGUGGCUUGACUAUUACAAUUAUCUCGUUUGUGGGCGCAUUCCAGCCCCUUGGAGAAAGACGUUUGGCAGCGAUGAUGGUAUUGGCACUGUGUUCAAAGUCAAGUCUGAGUAUGUCACAAACUAG
Molecule: messenger RNA, 696 nt
Organism: Seminavis robusta
Lineage: Eukaryota; Bacillariophyta; Bacillariophyceae; Naviculales; Naviculaceae
Source: the annotation of a GenBank genome assembly